UAUAUUUUACUAUAACCGUAACCUUUCCAAUUUACCAUUGUUAAAGCUGGAUGAAGAAUUUUUGGCAAGAUACAAUAUAAACUACGGAACCCCUUACGUCCCUCCACCUCCCAAAGAAGAAAAGCCACCAGCACAAGAUUCAGAUCAGCAACAAAAUGAGAAGCAAAGUCUUGGGAAGAGAAAGCUGCCUGCCCAACCGCCUGCUUGGUUUGAUAUUGACGAGACCCAAAAUACUAAGGUUUAUGUGUCCAAUCUACCUACGGACAUUACGGAAGAAGAGUUUCUCGAGUUUAUGGGAAAAUGCGGUCUCGUUAUGAAGGAUCCAACCACGUCCAAGUAUAAGAUCAAAUUGUAUGAAAAGAAUGGCUGUCUAAAAGGGGAUGCGCUCUGCUCUUACAUAAAGGUCGAUUCUGUUGACCUCGCUCUGCAAAUCUUGGAUGGAUCAUACAUCCGGUCCAACCAAGUGAAAGUUGAGCGUGCAAAGUUCACUUUGAAAGGAGAAUUCGACCCGACUAAGAAGCCCAAACAAAAGAAGAGAAAGGAGAAAGAAAAGCUUAAGAAAAAACAGGAAGCAUUAUUUGCCUGGAAGCCUGAAAAAUUACGGGGUGAAAGACCAAAGUGUGAGAAGGUGGUAGUAGUAAAGAAUGCUUUUCAACCUCAAGAAUUCAACAACAAUGUCGAGCUGAUCCUCGAACUUAAGGAAGAUUUCAGGGAUGAAGCGGGUAAAUUAGGGAAUUGCAGAAGAGUCGAAAUUUAUGAUGCUCAUCCAGAAGGCGUGGUGCAGAUUUUCAUGUCCGGGCACGAAGAGGCGGAUGCAGUCGUGGCAAACUUUAAUGGAAGGUUCUUUGGGGGGAAACGUCUCACUGCGGAGUUAUACGAUGGUGUCACGCGAUUUAAGAUCAAUGAGACUGAUGCAGAACGAGACCAGAGACUGGCUCAGUGGGAAAAGUUUAUAAGUGAGGAUGAUCCAGCACCCAAAAAUUCGGAACAAGCAGGCGGAAAUAAUGAUCCCGCAGAGGCAGUUACUCCACCACGGGAGGAUAACGACGAUGAUGAUAAUGAUUCCGAAUGAAUUUGUUACUUAAUUUUUAUAGAUACUUACUUUCUCAAAAUUAUCACUUGUGUUCUACUCACCUGCGUCAUGAAUAUUCUUCAUGACAUAAUAUGUCACUUGUUAAAUUAUUAAUGUGAUGACAUUAUUCAAUAAAUAGAAUCUUACAAUUUAACGUAA
This is a messenger RNA of Folsomia candida, 1231 nucleotides long. Its product is annotated as HIV Tat-specific factor 1-like. Lineage: Eukaryota; Metazoa; Arthropoda; Collembola; Entomobryomorpha; Isotomidae. The coding region runs from base 293 to 1072 and encodes 259 amino acids. The record is from RefSeq and is a predicted model, not a curated record. The transcript is spliced from 4 exons. Gene Ontology annotation, cellular component: U2 snRNP; U2-type spliceosomal complex. Gene Ontology annotation, molecular function: RNA binding.